AUGGCACGAAGGCAACCUCAUCCUUUUGACCCAUUAUCUCCGGCAGAGAUCUCGCAGGCUGCUCAUUGUGUCAAAGAUGCAUUCCCAAACGAUGAUAUAGCCUUCCGAGUAGUGACUCUUUUCGAACCAGCCAAGACUGAGAUGAUUCCAUUCCUGGAAGCUGAACACGCAAAGAAGCCUGGGGCUUCUCCCCCACGGCGAACGGCGUUAGUUCAUAUCAAUUUGAACGGCCUAAGCGAUCUCCGGGCAUUACACGUGGACUUGAAUAGAUUGGAAAUCAUCCAUGAGAAUGAGCUCCAAGGGCAUCACUCUUACCAAUAUAAUACAAAAAUGAGAGCCAUGGAGAAAGCCUGUCUGGCCGCACCCGAGGUUCAAGCUAUGAUAAAACUUUUGGAGUUACCGGAAAAUGCCGCUGUGAAUGUUGAGUGUUGGACGUUUGGAACAGAUGGAAUGAACGACAUGUCCGAAAGAAUAAUCAUGUGUUACCUCUACAUGAGUCUGAGCACCCACGUUGACUCUAACCACUAUGCCUAUCCUUUGGAUAUCUGUGUGGAAAUGCGAGGUGACCGCCGAGUGAAGCGAGUUUUGUCUUUACCACUCGGCGAGAAUGAUCGCAUGAGUCUAGCUGCUGACGAUGCAGCUAAAAUAAAGCCUUUCGACCGGAGGAAAAUACAUGGCUCAAGCGAGUACCAUCCUGACCUGGUUACAGAACGACGAACGACAACCAAGCCCUACCAGGUUGUUCAGCCUGAUGGUUCUUCUUUCCAAACUGAUGGGAAUCUACUUACCUGGGAGAAAUGGCGGUUGAGACGAGAGGGAUUGACUCUGCACGAUAUCACCUAUGAUGGUCGAAGCCUGUUUUAUCGCCUGGCUCUCUCUGAGAUGUUUGUGCCUUAUGGAGAUAGUCGCGCGCCGUAUCCACGCAAAGCUGCCUUUGAUCUGGGGAGUAACGGUGCGGGCGUCAAUGCCAAUAAUCUGAAGCUUGGCUGUGACUGUUUAGGACACAUCAAGUAUUUUGAUGGAUACCACCAGAACAUCAAUGGUGAUCCCAUAAUUCUUCCAAGUGUCGUCUGUUGCCACGAGAUCGACGACGGUAUCCUCUGGAAACAUACCAACUUCCGCACGAACAAUGCCGUUGUGACUCGCUCACGAGUUCUAUUCCUGCAAACCAUGAUCACCGUCGGCAACUAUGAGUAUAUCUUCGCAUUCCAGUUUACUCAGGACGCCUCCAUCAACUACGAAGUUCGAGCCACCGGUAUUCUCUCAACAGCUCCUAUUAACCUUGAUCAAAACGUCCCAUACGGAACCCUCGUUGCACCUGGUGUGAUGGCACCAUAUCACCAACACCUCUUCAGUCUACGAAUCGAUCCCGCAAUAGACGGGCACAAGAACUCUCUGAUGGUAGAAGAAUCUCAUGCGAUGCCAAUAAACGACCCAGCCGUACACAACCCCUUCGGGAUAGGAUAUACAACUACCCGCUCGAUCGUCAAAACUGAAUCCCCACUCGACCUCGGCAUUGCUAAAGGAAGGGUAUUCAAAAUCGUGAACGAGCAUGUCCUGAAUGGAGUAACCGGUGGACCUGUCGGAUACAAACUCGUUCCGCAACCUUCACAGAUGAUAUUGGCGCACCCAUCUUCCUACCAUUUCAAGCCCUCUGAAUCCGCCGAACACGCUAUUUGGGUAACGCGGUACCAUGAUGGAGAGCUAUACAGUGCCGGAGAGCACACAAUGCAGUCGCUCGGUGGGGAAGGCAUUGCGUCUUGGAUUCGGGAUCGUACUGAGCCUCUGAGUGUGCGUAAUGAAGAUCUGGUCGUUUGGCAUACGUUUGGCACGACCCAUAAUCCUCGUGUGGAGGAUUGGCCUGUCAUGCCGGUGGAGAAGAUGAUGGUUUCGCUUAAGCCGGUGAAUUUCUUUUCUGGUAAUCCGGCGCUUGAUGUGGCGGUUAGUACGCAGGUGAAUAAUCAAAGUGUGUUGGUUGAGGAGAAGAGAGGUGUAGAAGCAGAAAUCUCCGGGGAGUGCUGUCCUAGACUUUGA
Penicillium malachiteum is the source of this 2034-nucleotide messenger RNA. Its product is annotated as amine oxidase. Gene Ontology annotation, biological process: amine metabolic process. Gene Ontology annotation, molecular function: copper ion binding; primary methylamine oxidase activity; quinone binding. The record is from RefSeq and is a predicted model, not a curated record. NCBI's taxonomy places the organism in Eukaryota, Fungi, Ascomycota, Eurotiomycetes, Eurotiales, Aspergillaceae. The transcript is spliced from 5 exons. Bases 1 to 2034 code for a protein of 677 amino acids.